UGGAGGUCCCUCUGUUGUUAUCACAUAGAACAUAGAACAAUUACAGCACAAUUCAGGCCCUUCGGCCCACAAAGCUGUGCCGAACAUGUCCCUAACCUAGAAAUGACUAGGCUUACCCAUAGCCCUCUAUUUUACUCAGCUCCAUAUACCGAUCUAACAGUCUCUUGAAAGACCCUAUCGUAUCAGCCUCCACCACCAUUUCCGGCAGCCCAUUCCACACACUCACCACUCUCUGAGUAAACUCUUACCCCUGACAUCUCCUCUAUAUCUACUCCCCAGCACCUUAAACCUAUGUCCUCUUGUGGCCACCAAUUCAGCCCUGGGGAAAAGCCUCUGACUAUCUACCCUAUCAAUACCUCUCAUCAUCUUAUACACCUCUAUCAGGUCCCCCCUCAUCCUCCGUCUCUCCAAGGAGAAAAGGCCGAGUUCCCUCAACCUGCUUUCAUAAGGCAUGCUCCGCAUCCCAGGCAGCAUCCUUGUAGAUCUCCUCUGCACCCUCUCUAUGGCUUCCACAUCUUUCCUGUAGUGAGGCAACCAGAACUGAACACAGUACUCCAAGUGGGGUCUGACCAGGGUCCUAUAUAGCUGCAACAAUACCUCCCGGCUCCUAAAUUCAAUUCCCCGAUUGAUGAAGGAAAAUACACCAUAUGCCUUCUUAACCACAGAGUCAACCUGCACCGCCACUUUGAGUGUCCUAUGGACUCGGACCCCAAGAUCCCUCUGAUCCUCCACACUGCCAAGAGUCCUACCAUUAAGACUGUAUUCCGCCAACAUAUUUGACCUACCAAAAUGAACCACUUCACACUUAUCUGGGUUGAACUGCAUCUGCCACUUCACAGCCCAACUCUGCAUCCUAUCUAUAUCCCUCUGUAACCUCUGACAGCCCUCCAAACUAUCCACAACACCCCCAACCUCUGUGUCAUCCGCAAUGUCGGACUUGUUCUGCUUUCUCGAAGAUGGUUAUGAUUACGGUAUCUCAGGAGGUUCGCUGGUACAUCCUCCUCUACCCAGAUGUGCGUGACCAAGCUGUGGACUUGUAAUUCAAGCUCCUCAUUGCUGCGUUUGGAAUAGUAAUAAUACCUCAGUAAACUGAAAAUGUACUUUCUACCUCCUCGAUUAGCGGCUAUUGUAUUUUGCUACUCACUAAUAAUUUAUUAAUUUGCAUAUGUUUUCUUAUUUAUGCAACAGAAGUGCAAAAAUCUUAUGUGAGAUGUGUGAUUGGAUAUAAAUAACAGCUGCAUGGCCCUAACAUUUACAGAGAGAUGACCCAAUCCCUGAUGCUGGAAUCCUCACCAGGUUUUGCCAUGUGCUUCGAUCGCUCCCAGUUCUGGCUGUCCUGUGGUAUUUCCUGCCACGGGCUCACAGACAGCUGUAAGGCUUUGAGAUGUUAAUACUUGUAGGCAGCUUGUGCACUUGGUCUCUUCCAAACAAACUCUCUCUCUCUAGCGACCUGUUCCCCAGUUUCUGUGUUUUUCUUUGCUCCGUUGAUCUCGGGACGGAGAGAAGGGGGCGCUCCCGCAGCAACAGGAACUGGAGCCGAGGAAGGGAGAAAGUGGAGAGUGAGGGGGAGGGGUUUUCCAGCCACCCUUUCUUGAGGAGUCUGAGGCGUUCUCCCGGCAGCGGCUGAACUGAGCUUUCGUCCACCCACCGGCCCCUCUCUGACUUUUGGCCGACAACAUGGUUGUUGAUCCGUGCGUGAAACGGGUCUCUUGGGACUUCCCGGUGUCCGAGGGUCAUCCUAAAAGAACUGGGAUUUAAAGCGGAGUUUGUAGCCGGCUGCAGCGUUGCACGUUGAUCUGUGAGAUGCCUUCCAUGUUACAGGAGAAAACACAUGCCAUGAUGGAGGACCAAGUGUUGCGGCGCAGGUUUUCUCUCUGCACUGGAUUGGCAACACCACAGAAAAUUGACCCUCGUGAGUUCACCCGAAACUCUUCUUUUGGAGGAUACAAUGAAAUAUGUCCUUUGACUCCAGGUAAUGAAAUAGAAAAAAAUGGAUUUUCAGCUCUUACCUAUGAGGUCACUUCAACACCCAUCUCCAGUAGUAAGUCUGAUUCCAAACUAUACAAUGGCUGCGACAAAGACUGUGUAUCUCCCAUCUCUAAACUCACGAAGAAAGAAUCCUUGAAGGUUCAGAAGAAAAAUUACAGACAGGAGAAGAAAAGAGCUAGUAAGGAGAUGUUCAGUGCUUUAAAAGACCCCUCUGUGGUGGUGAUGGAGGAUUGGUUGAAGAUCCGAGGUACUCUAAAGAGCUGGACCAAACUCUGGUGCGUGCUCAAACCUGGCGUUCUGCUAAUUUACAAAACACCCAGCAAUGGCCAGUGGGUGGGAACCAUCCUUCUGAACACCUGUGAGCUCAUCGAAAGACCCUCCAAAAAGGAUGGCUUCUGCUUCAAACUAUUCCAUCCUCUGGAUCAAUCCAUUUGGGCAAUGAAGGGUCCAAAAGGUGAGAAUGUGGGAUCGAUAACACAGCCUCUUCCCAGUAGUUACCUGAUCUUCCGAGCUGCCUCUGAGUCAGAUGGUCGAUGUUGGAUGGAUGCUCUUGAAUUAGCUCUACGAUGUUCAAGUCUUCUUAAACGUGGCACAAUUAAAGAUGGCAAGGAUGGUGAUUUGAACAACUCAAUGGAUGCAACUCACCCAGGACUACCUGGUCUGAUACAAGGCUUCAGUCCCACUCAUCAGGAGCUCUCCCACGAUGUCGAGUUUGUAAACCAUGAUUACUACAAAGAAGCUGAUAUAUACUCCUACAAAAUGAACCAAGAGAAUGAUUCUCAUCUUGAAGAUCUAGAGAAUGGCACAAAUGACAAGAGCAGCAGGAGUGAGGAAAGUGACACAGAUCUGUCUGAAAUCCAGGAAGAAAUGGCCAUGAAAGAUUUUUUGGAAUCAACUUAUGUGGCAGAAAGUUCAGAGGAGUUUGGAGAAAUUGGUGAAACUACUCAGACUGAAACAGUGACAGAGGAAAACAAGAGUCUGAUGUGGACACUAUUGAAGCAGCUCCGACCUGGAAUGGACUUAUCCCGAGUGGUGCUGCCAACUUUUAUCCUGGAGCCUCGCUCAUUUCUGGACAAGUUGUCUGACUACUACUAUCAUUCUGAUCUCCUCUCCCAAGCUGCUCUGGAAGAGAAUGCCUACAGUCGCAUGAAACAGGUGGUGCGAUGGUAUCUAUCUGGCUUUUACAAAAAACCAAAGGGUUUGAAAAAACCAUAUAAUCCAAUCUUGGGAGAAACAUUUCGUUGCUACUGGUACCAUCCUAAAACUGACAGCCGUACCUUCUACAUAGCAGAGCAGGUAUCCCAUCAUCCUCCGGUUUCUGCCUUUUACAUUAGUAACAGGAAGGACAAUUUCUGUAUCACUGGUUCUAUCCUGGCCCGCUCCAAGUUUUAUGGGAACUCACUUUCUGCCAUAUUGGAUGGGCAAGCACAACUUCGGUUUCUCAAUAGAAAUGAAGACUAUAUCGUCACCAUGCCAUAUGCACACUGUAAAGGACUCUUGUAUGGAACACCGACCCUGGAAAUGGGGGGGAAGAUAACCAUCGAGUGUGAGACAACCAAUUACAAGGCAGAGCUCGAGUUCAAACUGAAGCCUUUCCUUGGAAGCAAUGACAGUGUGAAUCAGAUCACAGGGAAGAUAUCACUGGGUGAGGAAAUACAGGCCACACUUCAAGGGCACUGGGAUCAGGAGGUUUAUAUCCAGGAGAAAAAAACUGGACUAUCUGUUACAUUCUGGAAUGUCACCAGUGAGAUUCGGAAACAACGUCUAGUACGUCAUAUUGUGUGGUUGGAGGAGCAGGGUGAAUUUGAAUCUGAAAGACUGUGGCAGAAAGUGACCAGAGCAAUAAAGAGUCGUGAUCAGGAACAGGCCACACAGGAGAAGUUUAUUCUGGAGGAAGCACAGCGCAAGGCUGCCAAAGAGCGUAAAGAACAAUGUCAGGAUUGGGUGGCAAAACUCUUCCAGCAGGAUGAAGCAACAAAGAACUGGAAAUACAAGUUCAUGGAUACCUGUCCCUGGGAUCCAACAAACGACAUCAUCCAGUUUGAGAAAGAUGGAAUUGUGCAGACAAGGAUCCGACACAAAUCACUGGCAGUGAAGUCAAUGAAUAGCAACAGCAGCCGAAGUCAAAUAAGGCAACAGGUCCCAGUUCAAGAAUAUGUUGGGUGCAAAAACAGUGAUCUUCCAGUACCUAACAGAUUGCAGAACACUGAGAGUAGUUGUUCAACACCGGAACCAGUACAAGAUGACUCAUCUGAUGACAGGUUGCUGUGUCCCAGGUGCAGAAAAGGAAUGAAUGAGCUAACAAAUAUUCACACAGCUAUUCAAUCCAUUCGGAGAACACAGCAAGAAAUUCACAGGAAUCUCGCUGCACUUAACCAGCAAGCCUGCCACAAAGAGUACAUCUCGUGGACCAGGCUCCUGUACCCACACUACUGGCUCGUUAUCUGUGUACUUGUAUCAUUCCAAUUACUCAUCAAUUAUUUUUAUGGGUGAGCAGCAAUCACUUUGAAAUGUUUGCAGACGACAAACAAGAUCCUAUUGGGGAAGAAAGCAGAAUUUCCAUGGCAUUACGUGGGCUACCAAGGCACCCUUCAGCCAAUUUCCAAGGAGAGAGAUGCUAGGAAAAAAAACCUGAAUAUUUGAAUAUCUUCCAGUUAAAUCUUGUUUUGAGUGGGGCCAUAUCUACGGAUAUUUUUUCUGCACACCCCAUCUCCAAGGACAACCAACCCCAAGUAGGCCUUAAUGCUGAAGCCAAAUAAGACUUUCCAAAUGUGCAACCUUUUCCUUCCUCUUUUCAUCUUUCUAAUACAAAGCAAUUUAGAAUCCUGCUUCCCAAAAGUAUUUAUAAACUGUAGAUGGUAAUAUUUGUGGUGUUCAGUUUGUAUAUUGUUCUAAAUAUAAAUUUUGACACUCUGCCGCACUCAUGGAUGUCUCCUUCAGUCUGCUCUACCUCUAGGGCAGUCUCUAUUUAAAAUAGCAAUGUACAAGAUCUGUUGCACCCUUUUGUGAACCUUGCCCUAAAUAGGACCAAGUUAAAAUGUCCCUGAGCAUAACACUGCAGAGUAUUGUAGGUUGAAACAGGAAUGCCUCCAGGAUGGCAAGAACCUGUAGUCAUGAACUGCCAGUUUGCUCCAUGUCUGCAAUAAAAUUUCACAUCUAUGACAUUCUAUGAAUGAAAUGUACAAUAUGUGUAAACACGCAGAUAAAUAAAAACAUUUUUUUAAAUC
Molecule: messenger RNA, 5216 nt
Organism: Pristis pectinata (smalltooth sawfish)
Lineage: Eukaryota; Metazoa; Chordata; Chondrichthyes; Rhinopristiformes; Pristidae
Product: oxysterol-binding protein-related protein 5-like
Exons: 22
Coding region: 1804-4482 (892 amino acids)
Biological process (GO): phospholipid transport
Cellular component (GO): intracellular membrane-bounded organelle; cytosol; membrane
Molecular function (GO): sterol binding
Source: RefSeq, a predicted model, not a curated record